Messenger RNA from Venturia canescens, 3032 nucleotides. RefSeq lists its product as uncharacterized. NCBI's taxonomy places the organism in Eukaryota, Metazoa, Arthropoda, Insecta, Hymenoptera, Ichneumonidae. The record is from RefSeq and is a predicted model, not a curated record. The transcript has 5 exons. The coding region runs from base 308 to 2281 and encodes 657 amino acids.
GCUUAUAAAACUGAAUCCCGACACGAAUGGAUUAACGUGUUCGAUAAUGACGAUCGUUAUAAAUUAGUUUCGCGUUGAACAAUCGAUCGUUAACUAAAUUAUUGGUAAAUUUUAUGAAAUAAUUCGACUUAUAUGUGCGCUGUGAUCUCGUGUUUCUUAGCGAUAUUUCUCAUAACAGCGAUCGUCCUAAUUCUUCUCUACAAGCCAUUUUACGCUUGGGAAGUUCAUCGACAAUGAAAUAGUAUUUUAAUCACUGAAGUUCGUAGAAUACUUUUGAAAAUACCGAGAAGUAAAGAGAAGAAGAAAAAUGAGGGUGAUUCCGUCAAUUUAUUUAGUCGCUUGUGUUGCGAGCAUGACGAGCGGUUCCCUCCUAGAAAUGUCACAAACCCUGUGGACCAAAGCCCUCCAAGGUGGUCUGACAAAAAUUGGAGCUCUGGAUCCACUGAGGAUUCCAAUCGUCAAGGUCGAUCAGUCCGAGGGCAGCACGAGUUAUCGAAUGAUUUUGCGGAGCGUAGAAAUCCGUGGGCUGAAUUCUUCGACCCUCGAGAGCAUCCACCUUGGACGGGGUCGACUCAAGUCAAAUCUCAGCGAGCACGAGGCCGGUUACGUGAGUUACACCGACCAGCAUGACAUCGAUAUGAUACGAUACCGAUUCCACACGGUCGUGAAGGAGCCGAGAGUCGAGGAGUCUCAAAAUUUGGAAGUCGAAUCUAUUCCAGGACUCGAAAAGUCGAGAUUCGAUGGCGAUUCUCACAGACGCGUGAGCAGUUCUGAGCCUGCAUCGGCCGACCGUGGACGUUACCAAACUCCCUCGAGAUACCGGGAUAAUCAGGAACAAGCUCAGGGUCAGAGGAUUCACCACGAACGACCUUCUUCGAGGCAUGAAAACGAUCGAGCGCGACCUUAUGAGCACAGAUCGAAUUACGAUGCGCCGAAUAGGCGACCGGACGAUACGAGGCGCUACGGCGAGUCCGCAAAUGUUCAGGCAUCCGUGAAACCAGAAUGCUCAGGUUCGUACCCAGCAAGCGGAAGUUAUCAGGUGAAUUCUCGACAUUCCGUGAACGCUCAAAAUCCUCCGGAGCGAGUGCGAAUUGUCUACGCUGAAAAAUUGAAGAAUCCAGAAAAUAAUUACGAAACGAUUCACCGGGGGCCCAGCACCGAAUCCCCGCCAAUUUCCGGUUGUUCCGGGGGCUGCGAAUACCGAAGAAAUUCCUACAAUCUUCGGAGGAACCAAAAUCAACAGAGAAACGAUUUCAAUAACAGACAAGUUGACGCCGAGACUGGGGCUGCUACGAAUUACGAAUCGCGCAGGGCUCACGUCAAUGCUAGAGUCAGUGCACCAGGAGACGUCGAAGAUUUUAGGGGACGAAUCCGCAACACCGAAUCGAGGACUACUUUCGAUGCGAGAAUCGAUGAGCCGAAUAAUUACCCUCGAAAUCGUCAACCCUCGAGAGAAAGUUCAACGUCCCAACGCUUGGAAAAUCAACCUGGUUACGUUGACAUCGUUUACGCCGAUGAGAAGGAUCAGAAAAUGCGACACUUCGGUAACUUGAGAGUCCAGCCUGAGGGUGACAAGAAAGUUUACAGCCUCGACGAUGUGUUCAAGGAUCUUCGCGAUCACAAUAGAUUUAUCGUUCAUAAUUUCACCGAGGGCGAAUCACUGAAGAAAAAAAAUGACGCAGUUAGAACGGCUAGCGAAACAAGAAGAAUCGAAGAUCUCGUGAGGUACGCCAAAGAUUUUCAAGAAAAACAUGGAUACUACGAAGAAGGAAUGCAAUUGAUUUAUCAUUACGGUGGCAAAGAAGGGGACUUGAUUAUCAAAGACAGCGAAGGUCGAAGAACGAAACGAGCGCACCUCGACGAAGAAGAUGAAGAGGAUGUGAUGCACGUCAUAAUGAAAAUCCGUGUGCCAAUGCUGCGCGUUGCUGCAGGAUACGUCCUGACGGGGACGGUUGGAAAGCAAGUUUUACGGGGCAAUGGCCUUCUCACAGCGAAUUUCACGGAACUGAUUGGCGAUUUCACACUGGAGCUCAAGAAGGUCGACGACGAUACGAUGGUUGUACGAGCUGCUAGAGCAAGAUUAACCGCCAACGACCAAAAAAUUACUCUCCAAGGGAUGGAUGAGGAGGGUCCGGUUAAUCAGAUACUGACACAAGGUUUGGUGGCAGCUGAAGCAGUCGCCGCUAUGUUAGCUGACGAUCUGACGACCAAGGCUCUCAGCGAAAAAACAGCCGAUUCCAUUAUAUACAGGAUGUACAAGAAUUUGCCUUCGGAAAAUUGAGGACCGCGGAGAAUCACGGAAUUUUUCAUUCUCAACAUCAUCGCCGUUCAUUUAUUUAUUCAAAAAUAUAUUUAUUAGUGUUUUAACUUAUUGAGCAUUUACUUGAAUAUGAAAAUAAAAAAAUACUUAACGAUGAGGAAAUUGAGGCCUGCAUCCGGCUCCAAUUUCGGUAUGAUUAAGGACUUUUCCAUCAUUUCUAAGAAAAGUAAUGUGCGGAUUCUCGAAUGACAGUUUUCUUUGCGAGUGAUUUUUUGAACCGUCAUUUUCAAGGGUCACGAAAACAGAAUUGAAACGGAUGAGAAAAUCGGUCUAACAGUGUACGGAUUCUUUCACUACUUCGCGAUGUUUUUCUACAUACUUUGUCGUUGAAAAUAUAUGUACGGAGCUUAUGAAAAUACAUUUUUCUGUUCGCAAAAGUAUUAUUUUCUUCUGCCUCUGGUAAUUACGUAAAAACUCGAGAUUGUGGAAUAUACCGAAGGUCGUGGAUCACUUGAAUCACGAUAAGAGUAAUUAUGGUCAAUGCGAAGUGGAAAGCAUGUACAGAAAGCACAGACGUGAGAUGUCGGCUAAUUUCUUGAGACAAUGAGGCAUUCGUCACACACGUAUCCGAGGAUGAUUGUUACAAAGAAACAACAUUAUGAUACUUGGACUAGCAGACGUGUAAAAAAUUCAUUCGUCUUCGUGUAUGCACUUUAUGAUCGUCAGGAUUAUUUUUGUGACACGUUUUUCUGAGUAUGCAUGUAAGAUUGAC